AUGAACAAACUUAUCAUUUUUUCGCUGAUGCUUGCAACUGUUUUAGCGUUUGUGAACUUUGCCCUUGCCGGUGGUAAGGGCCACGAUGUCAUUAUUCUCGGCGGACAUGGAGGCGGUGGAGGUCAUGGCGGCUAUGGAGGUCAUGGAGGUGGUGGUCAUGGUUGCGGACCGGGACUGGUCAUGAAGACAGGUAAAAAAGGCAAAGGCAAUGUUAUCAUCAUGAACAACUGCCACAAAAAGCACCACUAUCACCAUGAACAGCAUCACCACCAUCAUCACCACAUGCCGGAGUAUCACCACGAGGAGUACCACCAUGAUGAUCAUCACGGCUACGGCGGUGAUCACGGUGGAUAUUGA
Rhagoletis zephyria (snowberry fruit fly) is the source of this 357-nucleotide messenger RNA. The record is from RefSeq and is a predicted model, not a curated record. NCBI's taxonomy places the organism in Eukaryota, Metazoa, Arthropoda, Insecta, Diptera, Tephritidae.